This is a messenger RNA of Schistosoma bovis, 2110 nucleotides long. The record is from the annotation of a GenBank genome assembly. NCBI's taxonomy places the organism in Eukaryota, Metazoa, Platyhelminthes, Trematoda, Strigeidida, Schistosomatidae.
AUGCCGAUUGAUAACACAUUUCAGUCUGCUGUAGUUUUUCCUCCUAAAAAGAAUAAAUCAUCAGGCAGUCGUAGUCAACGUAAAAGUUCACGAAAAUUAAGUAGUACUAAUAAAAAGUCAAACAAUCCAUUAAUUUUAAAUAAUGAUUUACUACAGAGUAUCGAUGAAUUAGAUGAUGCAACAAUUCAAUCAUUUGGUCAGGAUUAUUAUCUAUUUGUAAUUAAACAAUUAGAAAUGCAAGUAAAUGCAUAUGAGGAUUAUAUUAAACAAUUAUCCAUGCAAAAUGAAAAAAUUAUAACAAAGUAUCAUGCCAGUGAUUUUGAAUGUCAAGAUCAAUUUAGAACAUUGAAUAAAAGAUAUCAUGAGAGAAUCAAUGAAGCGGCUGAUUUAACUGAACGUAUUCAAGCUAUACAACGUGUUUUUAGAACAAAUCUUGAUAAAUGGAGAUCUAGAGAAAAUGAAUUAGAAAAUUUAAAGAAAUCUACUGAAGAAAGAAUGAUGGCAGAAAAUUCGGCAAUUGCUAAUGAAUUAGCUUCACUUGAAGAAUUUCGAUUAAAUCGUGAAGCCCUUUGGAUACAUUAUCAUAAUUUAGAAUCUACUCUUGAUCAGAUAAAAAAUGAACAUAAGUUAGCUAUGGAAAAUUUAUCAGAAAGGGAUCUAGCUUAUAGGGGACGAUUGAAAAAAGUCACUAAAUUAAAAAUUAAUGAGGUUGCUUCGGAAUUUCGUUCCAUUUCAUUUCAACGAACAGAACCAACUAUAAAACGUAUGCUUGCUGAAAAUGUUUCUAUUGAAGAUCAGUUAGUGAAACUUUCCGUGGCUAUAGCUGAUAUAAGUAGAGAAAAUGUUGAUUUGUUGACAGAAUUUUAUCACUUAACUGAUGAACAAUCAAAGUUAGAAAAAGAACAGAUUUUAUUAAGUACUCGUAGUUCAGCCAUACUAAAGGUAUCUCAUUUAUUAUCAAUACUUCAAGUGAAACUUGAUGAGAAAAUUAAAGAAGCUAAUGAAAAGAAAGAAAUUUAUUUGAAUUUAAACAAUAAAUGUAAUGAACUAGAACAUGAGAAACAAUUAUUAAACACAAAAGUUGAAGAUUUAAUUACUAAAAGAGAUCGUGUGCUGAAUAAUAUAAACAAAAUCAAUAAAAAAUCAGUAGAUUGUUCCGAUUCAAUUCAUCAUUUAACCGACUGUAUUUUAUAUGCAGCUGAAUACAUUCAAACAAUUUUAUCUACUAAUUCUGAUCAAUCAUUGAAUAAAACUUGUCAACUAAAUAAAGAUACUACUGAUCAACUGGAGAAUGAAGAUACAAAAGAAAUUUUGUUUAAAUUAUACAAUAAAUUAAAUUCAGUUGAUUGUAUCAUAAAUAAAUAUGAUCCGAUACAAUUAGAUGAUACUGAUUAUGAAAAUGAAAUUGAUAAUCCAUUAAGUGAACAUAAUGACAAUUUAUCAGAUAUUAGUGUACCUAAUUAUGAAUUAGAUAUUGAUGAAACAAUGUCAAUAUCAGAACCAGAGGAUAUUGAUCAAAAUAAUAAUCAAAAGAAUAAAUCAAUAAUCAGUAGUAAAUCAGAUAAUAUGAAUAAAUUAGAAAAUAUGGAAAGACUGGAUAAAAUAUGGUCACAAAUUAAUACUUCUUAUCUAAAAUCAUAUGAUCCAGCUUCAAAUGAAUGGAAAGAAAUUUUAAAUAUUUUAGCAAAGAAUCAAAUAAAUUGGAGUGAAAACCUGAAGAACAAAUCAACUAAUCUACAUGAUGGUUAUUUAAAACCAGGCGAUUUAAAAUUUAUUCCACCGCCAUCAACAAAAAUCUUAACAAAGAAGGAAUACAUAAGUUUAUUGAGAAGAAGAGAAAGUAGAAGUACAAGUCGUAAUCGUAAAUCAACUGACAAUAUUUCAGAUAAUAUUAAUGAAAGAUCCAAAUCAGUUGGAGUUCAAACUCGUAGUAGCUCAUGUGUUAGCCAGUCAAAAAGUAAACAGUUACGUUUUGAACAAUAAAAAUAUAUUAUUCAAUACAAGAUAUAUAUAUGACACAAUGGUUAUAUUUUUAGUUUUCAAUUGAGAGAAUAUGAAAAUAUUAUGUGAUAUUUAAUGCUUAUAAACAUGAGAUUGAUUGCAACCAGUU